This is a messenger RNA of Anguilla rostrata (American eel), 11823 nucleotides long. It is a transcript of the gene apobb.1, whose product is annotated as apolipoprotein Bb, tandem duplicate 1. The coding region runs from base 68 to 11167 and encodes 3699 amino acids. The record is from RefSeq and is a predicted model, not a curated record. The transcript is spliced from 29 exons. Gene Ontology annotation, molecular function: low-density lipoprotein particle receptor binding; cholesterol transfer activity. Gene Ontology annotation, biological process: cholesterol transport; cholesterol homeostasis; triglyceride mobilization. Gene Ontology annotation, cellular component: very-low-density lipoprotein particle; mature chylomicron; low-density lipoprotein particle. NCBI's taxonomy places the organism in Eukaryota, Metazoa, Chordata, Actinopteri, Anguilliformes, Anguillidae.
GUGUAAUCAGUCUUGAUUCAAAGAAGACUCGCAAAAACCGGAGGAACAGAGCUUCAUCGAACCCACCAUGGGGGACACAAAGCUCUGCCUUUUGCUGCUUCUGUGCACCCAUGCCUUUGCCCAAGAGGACAUUGGGAGUGCAGAAGAAGAAGCUGCACCAUGCUUGUUGGCAAAAAGGUUUAAAACCUUCAGGAACUAUGUGUACCAGUAUGAAACCGAAGCCCUCAAUGGAGUGAGUGGAGCAUCAAACCUCAAGAACGGCGCCAAAGCCUCUUGUAAGGUCGAGAUCGAUGUGCCUCAGACAUGCAGCUACAUUGUGCGCACCCCCGAGUGCACACUGAGCGAGGUGUCCGACGUCGACGCCGAGGGGCUGCCUGUGUACGGACCUGCUGCUGGAGCUGAUGCUUUCCAAGCUGCCAUGGCACUUCAUCCACUGAAGUUGACUGUGGAGGGGGAAUCCAAGGUCAGCCUGUUUCCUGAUGAGGAUGAGCCCAUCAACAUCCUGAACAUCAAGAGGGGAAUCAUCUCUGCCCUCUUGGUGCCCGUGCUGGAGGAGGAGAAAAACAAAAACAUGCCUACUCUGCAUGGUUUGUGCAAGACUGACUUAGCUGUCAAUGCCAGGGAAGACAUUGCCACCGAUGUCACUGUCACAAGACACCUGUCCCAUUGUGAUGGUUUCAGUCCCAAGAAAGAUGUUGCCAGCCCCCUGGCACUCAUCUCUGGCCUGCACAUUCCUCUCUCCAAACUGAUCAGCAGCACCCAGACCUGCAACUACAAAUUUGACAAUGAACAGAAGCACAUGACUGAGGGAACCUGCACUGAGAAACACAUCUUGCUGCCUUUCUCUCACCAAGAGCAAUAUGGAGUUUUAACCCUGGUUAAACAGACCUUGGCCCUGCAGGAGACAAGCAAGAUCAAUGACAGAGUCUUUGACCACAAUGAGGCUAACCUGAAGGCCCUGCAAAUGGAGGCUGUUGAAGAUAAGUCCCCAGCUCAAACUAAGGAUGUUAUUCUGGCCACUCUGAGGGAACUAAGCACCCUGUCUCAGACACAGCAAGGGAAACGGCGGGCACAGCUCUUCCAGAAGCUUGUGACUGAGGUCCGAGGACUGAAGAGUGAGACCCUGAGCCCAGCUGUCCCAGAGAUGGUGGAGGUGUCUGCUCCCCUGACUUGGCAGGCUUUGGCCCAGUGUGGAACACCCGAAUGCAGCAGCGCCAUCCUGCAGAUCCUGCGCACCAUGGACAAAAGUGCUGUGGAGGUUGAUGCUGUCGUUUAUGCAGUGGGGCUGCUGCCCAACCCCACCAGCCACUUAGUCCAAGACAUGUUGAGCAUGGCGCAGUACAAACAGAGCAAGCCUAUUCUGUACGGCCUUAGCAACAUUGUUAGGAGAGUUCACCAGAUUGAGGGAAAGGUCACCCCUGAGAUCAUUGCAGUAUCUGAGUAUAUGGCCACCUUGCUGGGUGAUUGCUCUGGUGACAAAGAUCAGACCUUCUUGACCCUGAGGGUGAUUGGCAACAUGGGACAGGCUAUGGAGGCUGCUAACCCUGCUCUGAAGUCUGCCAUGCUGCAGUGCAUGACACAGCCUGCCGCCACGCCAACUGUCCAGCAAGCUGCCAUCCAGGCCUUCAGAAAGCUGACAGUCACUGAGGAGGCUCGUGGAGUGCUCCUGCAGACCGUCCUGGAUGGGGCAAGCCCUGUUCAAAAGCGUGUGGCUGCCUACCUGGUGCUGAUGAAGGACCCUGAGCCUUCUGACUUGGCCCAGGUCAUAAGCGCACUGCCAGAUGAGCAGGACCCUCAGGCCAAGAGCUUUUUUGCCUCCCAUCUGGCCAACAUUCUCAGUUCCACAGACCCUGCAUCUCUCCCGAUGAAGGAAAAGAUCACAGAGGCUCUUCAGGGAAAUGAGGUGCCAUCUGCUUUGGAAUUCAGCAAGUUCUCCCGAAACUACAAGAUGAGUGACAAUUUGAAAGGAAAUGUGAUCUUUGACUCCACUGGCUACCUGCCCAAAGAAAUCAUGCUUGAGACGACCCUGAAGGCUUUUGGUUAUGACCUUGACAUGUUGGAGGUUGGAUUGAAUGGAAAAGGAUUAGAACCAACGUUUGAGGCCUUAUUUGGACAAGAUGGAUUCUUCCCUGACACCUUGUCAAAGGCCGUUUACUGGGCUGGAGGCAACAUGCCAGCAUCCGUGAACACACUUUUAAAUAAAAUGAUUCCACCACUGAAUGGGAGAAUGAAGAGACAGGUGCCUGAAAAUAUCCUGAAAGAAAUAAGCCACAAUGUCAACAAACUGGUGGGGGAACUGAAGACUCAGUCUCCUGAUGCUCUGGUCUAUUUGAAACUCUUGGGAGCUGAGCUUGGAUUCAUCAAGACCAAUGAAAUGGAAGAAAUGGCCUACUCUGCUGCCCUGUUAGCCGAUAAUCUCCUCAAGAUGUUUCCCACUGAUAUCAGGAAGCUUAUUUCCAGCAUUGAUAAUGAGUUCUUUAUUCACUACAUCUUCAUGGACAAUGAGUUCUCCCUGCCAACUGCUUCUGGUGUCCCGCUGAAAGUCUCUCUUUCCGGUACCCUUGCCCCUGGAGCCAAAGGAGGACUGCACCUAACCCCUGGACUGCAGGAAAUAUCUUUCAUGCCUUCUGUUGGAGUGGAAUUUGUGACAGAGAUGGGCGUCCACAUUCCUGAGUUUGUCAUCUCUGGCGUUGCCAUGCACACUAACAUCUACCAUGAGAGUGCCCUCAAUGCCAAGCUUGCAUUGAGCAACAACCAGAUCAAGCUUACUAUCCCAGCUCCUCAGGGUACCACCCAGCUCUUGGAAAUCAGCAAUAAACUGCUGUCAGUGACCACCACUGGGUCCAGGGCCCUGCCACCAAUAACAGAGGAAAGAACUGACUUUGUGAAGUGCAUCCCAGCAUUACCUGGCAUUAAGUCCUGUAUCACCCUGAAAUACCCUGGCUCGACUGAUGCUGCUCCCUAUUUCCCCCUCACUGGAGACACUGAGGUUGCUGUGGAGCUCGAGCCCACUGGUCAAGUGGCUGAAUACACUGCCACCAUUGCCUACGAACACCUUCCAGAAAACGAGGAUGCCCUGAAGAUUGCACUCAUAGCAGAGGGUGCAGAGCCCAUGGAAGCUACAGCAAUUUUGAAGUACAACAGGAACACAAAUGUUCUCAGCACUGAUGUCCAGAUUCCUGAUUGUGACUUAGAGGUUGGAGUCAGACUUGGCAUCACUGAUGAUAGCACCAGUGGAAAGGGGAUCAUGAUUGACAUCACCCACAACAACAUCCCUCAGGUUUCCCUGAUUGGACGUGCUAAGCUUGAGGCAAUGAAGGAUGGUAUGCUGCAGGUCCAGCUGGCCAUACCCUCACUCAAGACCGAUGCUACUGUCACUGCUGCCCUGAAGAGGGCUGAAGACCUGACUCUGGAGAUCGAGAGCAUCAUCAACAUCCCUGAGACGUCCUCACUGCAGAAAGUCACUGUCAGAUAUGGUGAAAACAGCAUUGAGGUUGAGCUGAAGUCUGAUGUGAGCUCUGAAGUCCGCAAGCUUCUCCAAAAUGUAGAUGAAUACCAGAAGAUCAUCCAGGACAUUCUGGACAUGACAGUGACACAGACUGACAUGACAGUGCGCCAUAUUGUGUCUAAAUCUAUUGAGACAACCAACAUCUGGCUGGACAGUGCUUUUGCUGAUGCCCCUGCUUCCUUCAUUGAGAGUCUGAAACAAAUCCCAGAAUUAUACUUGCCUGAGAAACUGUUCCUGAAAUCUGAAGGCGCAGUCAAAUACCAGUUCAACGGCAAUCACAUCUCCGUCACUAUUCCUCUGCCUCUGGGUGGAAAAUCCUCAGAGGAUUUGAAUAUCCCCCACACCCUGGCCACCCCCCUCCUGGCUGUGCCCCUGAUUGGCCUGGUGAUCCCAUCCACAGAGGUCAGCAUCCCCACCAUCUCCAUACCCCCCACCUACGAGCUCUCAAUCCCACUGCUUGGAAUUGCUGAAGUAUCUGCCAAAGUGGACAGCAAUGUCUACAACUGGGAGGGCUUGGUUUCAGUUGAUGUUCCUGCUCGUAUUGCCAAAUUCAAAGCUGCGGGUGACUGUCCUGUGGACAUUCUGUCUUACACAGUUGAAGGCACUGGAGCACUCACCACAACACCUGAAGAAUCAUUGAAGGCCAAUGUCAACAGUUUCCUGAGCCACAAGCUUGUUGAUGUCACUGUUGCUCUUGAGGGAGUUGGAAGUAUCACUGACAAAGUAACCAUAGGAAUUACUAACAAGGUAGAAGCUUCAAGUCCUCUGGGUCUGCAGACAUCACUUGACUACACUGCUCAUUCUGUCCUUACUUCUGAAGAACUUUCUUGUGAUGGAAACCUGGAUGGAAUUAUCACAAUAGGUUCUCUGAAUGCCAAGGCUUCCAGCUCUCAGUCAUUGAUGAUUAACCCCUUCAGCAGAGAGAUAAAAGGAGAGUCAACAAUCAAGGUAGACUCACCCCUCCUCCAGACCCAAAGCACAAUAAAGGGUGCUUUUGCCAGUAGCAGUGGCCUAGAAGUGAACACUGAAGGCUCCCUCGUCUUUGGCAUAAAUCAAGGUUCCCAUAAAGCCUUCUUGACCAUUGGUAGUGAUAACGUGGCAACAAGUGGCACCACCACCCUACAGAGUGGUCCCUUGGCAUUUGAGAAUGUCUUCAAUGGAGGAAUCGAUGCCACUGGUACCACCCUCUCAAUUAUAUCCAAGGGUUCAAUGCUUGACAUGAAGAUUGAAAACACAAACACUCUGGCUCUUACUCUCUCAACCCUAGCCUUCCGAUCACAGAUGGAUGGCUUAGUCAGUGACGCUAACUCCUAUAAACAUGACAUCACUGUUGACAUUAAGCCUUACAUAGCUUCUGUGAAUGUGAACAAUGACCUCAAAAUCUUGGACAUCAGCUUGACCAAUGAAGGUGUACUCAAACUCCAACCUUACAAGAUUGACUUGACUGGAAGCCUGAAGGGAGCCUUUAGAGAUGAGGAGCUCAGACAUACCUAUGAAAUUAAUUAUGCUGACCUUGCCACAACAAUGAAGUGUAGCACAAAUGGCAAGAUACUCGGAGCUCAUCUGAUCCACAACACUGACAUUGAGGUUGCUGGACUCACUGCAAAAUUGAACAGCGAGGCCCGCUUCAACUCUCAGAUUCUCCGUAUCGACAAUACUGUCCGUGCCCUUGUUGUACCUUUUAGCAUUAAUGUCGACUCCAUUUUCAACUCUGAUGGUGAGGUGACCUUGUUUGGAAAGCAUACUGGUCAGCUAUAUAGCAAACUCCUCUUGAAGGCUGAGCCCCUGGCUGUAGCCUUUUCACAUGACUGCCGAGCUUCCACCACACACAACCUGGACAUUGAAGCCUCUGUUGAGACGCACUUUGACAACAAGAUUGACAGUCUUCUGACUCCUCAGGAGCAGAGGGGAACAUGGAGAAUGAAAUCCAAGCUGAACAAUCAUGAAUACAAACAGGAAAUUGACAUUUACAACCAACCUGAGAGGAUUGGAGUGGAGUUGUCAGGAGCAGUUCUCACAGACAUUUUAAGCAAUCCUCCCAGUGAGAUCGAAGAGUACAGUAUCUCCAGUUCCCUGAAGUAUGACAAGAACAGUGAAAACAAUAUCUUCAAUCUGUCAUUCAUUGAGACCUUGGCUUCCAUUUAUGGACAAAUUAAAACAUCCUUUGUUCAUGCUCUAGAAUCCUUGAAACCAUACAUCAACAGAGACGCAAUCCGAGCAAGGCUUGAAAGCCUGCCUCAGGAUGUCAGUGACUUUGUUAAAGAGCAGGACCUGGAGAGCAAGGUCAUUGCAGUAAAGGAAAAGAUUAUUGCCCUACUGCAUGAGUAUACUGUAACUGUGGAAGACUUGGAAGCUUAUCUGGAGCGCAUAAAGAAUGCCAUUGAAACCAUCCUGACAAAUGUAGCAGCCAGACUUAAAAGCAUAGUAGAAAGUGAAGUCUGGUCUGAUAACUUGACCGACAUUAUUAUGCGUAUUGGAAAUGCACUGAAGGCAAUUGAUGAGCAGUAUGAAAUCAGUGGAACUAUUCAUAGCAUCAUAACUACUGUUGAGGAUAUCAUUGGGCAGGUAGAUAUGGAGAAACUGAAGGACAGUAGCAUUGCUUGGUUGCAGGAAUAUGAAAUCAAAGCUAAGCUUCAGGAGAAAGUAAGCGAACUGAAAGGGGCGAUUGAAAGCUUUGACUUGGCAGCAUUCAUUCAAGACCUGAAAAACUUUGUCUCCUCCUUCAAUGUUGGAGGGUACAUUGAAAGUCUUGUUGCACAAAUACCAACAGAAAUUAUAAUCAAAACAAUUGAUGCCACCAAAGGCAUUAUCAUUAGCAGUCUUCAGGAACUUCAAAUCACAGACCAAAUAAAUGCUGUCUACACAAAAGUCAGAGACAUAAUUGUCAAUUAUGAAGUUAUUAAUAAAAUUGAACCACUCUUGGAAAAGGUUGUGGAACUGGUAAAGCAAUUCAAAAUUGAGAACACAAUUCAGGCUAUAGCUGAGACCGUAAAAUCCCUUGAUCUUCCAAUGUUGUCUGACAAAGCAAUGGAACUACUGGAUGGUGCAGUAGACCACUUGAAAAACUCUGACUUCAAGCAAAUUAUUGACCUGCUCAAUGAAUACAUUGACAUCAUUGUCAAGAAAUUGAAGUCAUUUGACUACAAUUCCUUUGUUGAUGAACUGAACCCAAAAAUCACUGAAAUCUCAAGUUUUGUGAACGAGCAGAUUCAAGCAUAUGAGAUUCUACAUAAAAUCGAAGCAGUUCAAGAAUUUAUCAGAUGGAUUCAGACCUCCCUGCUUGAAAUCCAGAGAUCACUUCCAGAGAUCACUAUUCCUGAAAUCAGCAUCCCUGACAUCACAAUUCCAAAACUCAGUCUGGAGAACUUUAACAUGGCAAAUCUUCAGAUCCCAGAGUUCACAUUUCCCACCAUUCCCAGUGAGAUCAUCGUCCCUGCUUUUGGCAAGCUACAUGGAGACAUCAGAUUAAAGUCACCCCACUACAGCGUCAGGACAUCUGCUGAGCUCCAGAACUCCACAACCAACCCCUUGACUCCACAAGUAACUGCUUACCUCUCAUCACAGGCAACAUCAACAGCGAAUAGUCUCAACUAUGUCCUGGAUGUCACUACACGUGUUGGCUUCCCAAAACUGAGCCGUGUUGUCAUUGCCGAGACAAUUAAAUUUACCCACACUGCUGCGUCAGUUGAGCAUCAGGGUUCAGUCACUAUCUAUGGUCUUUCAGCUCAGGCCUCAGCCAAGACUACUGCCAAAGCAACAACUGAAAUGUACACUGCAGAACUGGUCAACAAUGCAUUCUUUGCCUUGGAAAGUGGAUUUACUGUUUCCCUGGACACUACCUACAACCAUAAUUUGAACCUUCCACUUCUUGGCAUUUCAAGUGAAGCCACCUUGACCCAAAAAACAGGUAGUCGUUUGGAAGCUGGUACCGUGCAUUUGGCCCUUGGAAAUACAGGAAAUGUGAAGUACACCUUCAAGGAUUACGCGGAUGAUCUGACCCACAAGAGUGACCUGGAAUUCACUCUCAGUAUCGACUCUGCUAAGCUGACCUUUACAGGAAACACAGAUGGUAAUAGCCUGAAAAUGAAACAAACUCUGAAUGCCGAUGGCUUUUUAUUUAAGCACAUCUCUCUUAAUGGCCGUGCUGAGACAGAAGCUCCCUUCAUCAAGAGCAGCCUUGCAAUCGUGAGCGGGAAUGCUGACAUAGUGGACCUGAAAAUUGAACUGAAAGCUUCUCAUGAUACAGAGCUUGAUGGGGAAGUAAGUGGAACCAUUUCUAAUUCCAUCAACCUUCUAGCUACUCCCUCUGAGAUUAUUUUUGACUUCCAAAACAAGGGAAAUGCUAAGGCUACCCUCCCCUUUUCAGUGAGUGGAAAGAUUGAACUGCAGAAUGAUUAUGCCAUUAAUCUCAAUACAGAAGUGCAGCAGAUUAACUGGGUGGCUUUGUCUCGAUUCAAUGAGUACAAAUACUUCCACAAUCUCACCCUGGACAACAAUAAGAUGGAAACUGCCAUUUUUGCAACAGUGAAUGGUGGGGCUAAUCUGGACUUUUUAACAAUCCCAAUAGAUAUUCCUGAGUUCAGUGUGCCAUUUGUUGGUGUGCAAACCCCAUCACUCCAAGAAGUAUCUCUCUGGGAAAAUGCUGGUCUGAAGACCCUCUUGACCACCACAGAACAAACGAUUGACAUUAAUCUAAAGCUUCAGUAUGAGAAGAACCCAGACAUGAUUUAUAUUGGCAUUGGUACUCUCACAAUCCCAACCUUGGGCAACCUGAUAUUUGAUCUUGCACUGAAGUCCCCUGUGUUCUCUCUGAAUGCCAAUGCAGGCUUACAAAACCAGGAUGAUAUCAUAGCCCGAUUAGAAGCUUCCUCAACAUCUCUAUUUGACAUUUUAAAAGGUAAACUUGAUGGAACCACUACCAUAACUAGGAAGAAGAGGGGCAUCAAAAUUGCCACAGCUUUGUCCCUGGAGCACAAUAAUGUUCAGGGAACCAAUGAUAUCGCCAUCAAUCUUAAUAGGAGAGCUAUGGAGGCCUCUGUGGCAACAGUUGCUCAAGUUACUCUCCCCAUUCUGAACCUGGAAUUCAAUCAAGAACUCCUUGGAAGCACUAAGACAAAGGCUAAUGUGGACUCUAAGAUGAAGCUGAAGUACAGCUUUAACCUUCCACUGAUAGAUGCAAUUGGUAAGGGAGAUAUUGAACAGAGCCUGGCCCUGGAGGGUCUUCCUGGACAUAUCGCUUUAGAUACAUCUACUAAAGGAAAGAUUGAGGGAACCAUACUGGCAAGUGGCAAUUUUGCUGGAGCUCUGAACAAUGAGGCUAAUAUCCAUUUGGAUGCUAAUGGCCUGCGCUCUUCUGUGAGGACUGAUGCUAACUCCAAUGGCAAUUCUGGGGAGACUAACAUCUGGAGUAUGGAUUUAAAUGAGGACCUGGCCAUUGAAGCUGCUCUAAGCCGUGUGUAUGCCACAUUUAACUUGAUCUGCAACAAUGAAGCUAAUGUGCACUCAUUAAACACCAAGGGCAAGCAUGUUGCUAAAGCAACAUUUGAAUUAAUUCCUAUUGAAACUCUGACUGCCAAUAUUGAUAUUGAUAUGUCACAGCCAAGCAGCCUGGGAGAGGCUAGCAUUCUUGAGAACAUUGCCCUUGAAAUUACAGCAGGGAAACAGAAGCUCAGCCUGAAAGGCAAAGAACAACUUGUAUCUAUUCUGCACACAUACGACUUGCUGCUGUCCAAUGAUGUGCCCGAAAUUCGAAUGGAGGUCAGUGAAUCCAUUGAUGGACAUGCUGCUGUCCUGAAAGCUAUUAAGCUUCCCAUCUACCAGAAAACCCUGUGGGAUGUGCUGAAAUUUGACCAGGCCACCAGUGAAGAUGAUCUACAGUUUGUCAAGGCUGCCAUUGUUGCAGUGUGCACCAAGAACCAGGAUGGAUACAUACCUUCUGCUCUGUCUGCCACUGUGAAGGUCUCCUCUCCAAUUUACAGCACAACACUGACUGCAGGCCUGGAGAACAAUGCACCUGCUUACAUUGUUUCACUUAAGUCUGCUGGCACUUCUACAUUGGCUUUCCUGGCAUAUGAUCUUGAUGCCUCUGCAACUGCAAGCUUUGAGGGUCGUGCUCUGAGCCUGAAUAACAAGGCUACCUUCAGCCACAGUGACCUGAAAAUGGACUUAGAACAUGUCUUUUCCCGUAUUCUGAGGCUAAGAGAUGACUCUCCUGAUGGCAGCCGUCACACACUGAAUGUUGACAUUACCAGCCCAACACUGAGUGACAUGAGCUUCCGCUAUGUCUCUGGAAGGGACAGUAUCAGUGCUACCAUCUCUGCCCCAACCUCUGGAUUGCUUGGGCUGCAGUUAUCAGAUUUGUCUGCACGUCUGUAUGGCAGAUAUCCGUCUGAACCUGAGAAUGAUGUGGAUAUCCUGAAUAUCAAAGUGGCGCAGAACCUCCAAACUGCCUGGAACAAGGAAGCCACCACUGAAAUAUUCCUGGGACUGAAGGAGAGGUUGCCAGCCAUCACUGCCUCCCUGUACAACAUUGUGGACAAGUACCACAUUGCCCUCUUUGACAUGGACAUCAGCAGUGUCUUAAAUGAGCUUAAGAACAUCAUCUCUACCCUAUUAGAGGGAGUUCACCUCCCAGAAAUCAGUGAGUUUUCUACCCUCAUUAAGGACCUCCUCGCACAGGCCCAGAGAGCUAUCGCAUUUGUGGCAGACAAAGUUAUUCUGUUCUUGAGGGAGAUCCAGGUACCUGUGUUGGACGGAAAGCUCACUUUACCAGAGAUCACCCACAAUGUUGUGAGCCCUGUUGCUACAGUAAUUGAACAAGCUGUAGAGAAGAUCAAUGGCUAUCUGGAUCCCUACAUUGAUGCCAUCAUUACCAAGUUGACCAACAUACAGAUAACCAUGCCUGGUUCUGGUGAGACCUUUCCUGCAAGCCAAGUCUUGGAAAACCUCCAAUCCACCAUUAAGAAGACCCAGAUUACAAUUGUAGGUAUGGUGAGGCAUCUUGAGAGUCCUGAUGUUAUGGUGGAGAAGCUGAGUAACUUAGCCGAACACAUUCUCAAGAAGGCUGAAGAGUUAACUGUUCAUUUGAAGUCAGACCUUCUGGAUGCAGUUGCUGCCCAUGUAAAUACCAUGCUACACUGGGUCCAGACAACACUUGAGAAGGUCUAUGCCAACAUGACCCUGGAACAGCUGAAUGACUACCUGCAGUACUUGAUCGAAACAAUCAGAACCCCCUUGACAAAAAUCAUCAGCGCUUCAACCGAUGUUGUGGGACCAGCUGCUGAGGAUGUGCCGGCUCCUGUGGAUGUAGAAGCUCCUGAAGAAGCACCAGCUGCAGAGGAACUGCCAGUUGCAGAGGAAGUUCCUGAGGCCGAGGAAGUACCUGCAGCCGAGGAAGUGCCUGCUGCUGAGGAAGUACCUGCUGCUGAGGAAGUACCUGCUGCUGAGGAAGUGCCUGCUGCCGAGGAAGUGCCUGCUGCCGAGGAAGUGCCUGCUGCCGAGGAAGUGCCUGCUGCCGAGGAAGUGCCUGCUGCCGAGGAAGUGCCUGCUGCCGAGGAAGUGCCUGCUCCCGAGGAAGUGCCUGCUGCUGAGGAAGUGCCUGCUGCCGAGGAUGUGGCCGCAGCCGAGGAAGUGCCCGCUCCCGAGGAACUUGUUGGUUGAUAUGGGUGAAAUUUCCACAUCAGAUGAACACUGAGUCUCGCAAACACUACCACCUAAAUUGGAAUAUUUGCUCAAUGAAAUGUAUACUUGCCUGUAAACAAAAAAUGUACACAUGGUGAAAUCAUUCAACAUGUAUCUAAAGUGGUCAUGCUAACAUGCACAUUGUUUAUCCUCUUAUUUUGUAUGCGAGUAAUCAAUAGCUGGUGCACUAAUUCAGUUUGUCUUGUAUGAAAUUGAAAUUAUUUACUGAGAUCUCUUUAUAUCUAGAUACAGUUAACAAGGAAUAUCAACAAAGACCAUUUCUACUGCAUAAAGCACAAUGCAUCUUAUCCACCAUAAUAAUAACCACUGUGUGGCUAAAAACAGCUAAGAUUCAGUAGAAUUUAUGUUAUUGCCAGUGUAAUGGUCAUUGAAUUAGUGUGCCUUUUAUGAGUCUACGCAGAUCGUGCAUUAGUUUCCAUUACUUGACACUCCAUGUAUCAGGUUGCAAUUACAAUAUAAAAUGUUUCAGGCUUGCAGAAAUUUCCUGAGCGCUAGACUAGAGCUCUAGUGUUCUAAUGCUGUGAAGAAUGCAUUUCUGUCUACCAUUUGUUCAUUGCACUUGCCAGUUGAUCCUUUUGAUGAAAGUCUACAAUAAAUCCUGUGGCACAAGUGAA